UUUGGUGCACAACUAUAGUUGACAUCCGUGGUUACCAUGGCAACUGACAGGUUGUUUGGGGAACCGUAAACAAAUGAAACUCGAUUGGCAGAAUUCAAAUGUGCCGAUGUCUAUCUAGUAAUAUUGACAAAAUACCAAGAUUUUAACAAAAAUAGUUUAUGUAUAAUGGGAUUUGUGAGAUAUUAUUACUGUUUUUUUACAAUUUGAUUUUACAGUCUCCGCGUAAGUAUUUGUGUUGAAAAGAAGUUCUGAUGUCACAAAAUCAAGGUAAGAAAGAAGACCGGAAGAAAGAUGUGGGCCAAAAGCCAUUACAAAAGAAGGUCCCUGAUAAGAAUAUGUCAGAGAUUGACGAGCACAUUCUUAAACGGUUUGAAGUCAAGAAAAGACUGGGGAAAGGUGCUUACGGUAUCGUUUGGAAGGCAGUUGAUAAAAAGACCAAGGAUGUUGUUGCGAUUAAGAAGAUAUUUGACGCUUUCCGGAACCAAACGGAUGCUCAGCGGACUUUUAGGGAGAUAAUUUUCCUUCAGUCCUUCCGUAACCAUCCUAACAUUGUGAAGCUACAUAGUAUUCACAGGGCUCUGAACAACCGCGACAUAUACCUCGGCUUCGAAUACAUGGAGACCGACCUCCACAACGUGAUCAAACGCGGCAACAUCCUCAAGGACAUACAUAAGCGGUACAUUAUGUAUCAGAUGCUGAAGGCGACCAAGUACAUACAUUCAGGCAAUGUCAUACAUCGAGAUCAGAAACCUAGUAAUGUUUUGAUUGAUAGCGCUUGCAGGGUGAAGCUAGCAGACUUCGGUCUAGCGAGAUCGGUGUCCAGUCUGUACUCGGGCGGAGAGGAAGGUGCUGACCCAUGCCUCACUGACUACGUGGCUACGCGCUGGUACAGAGCGCCUGAAAUACUCAUCGCGAGCAAAAAUUAUACUAAAGGCAUAGACAUGUGGUCCCUGGGCUGCAUUCUAGGCGAGAUGUUGACUGGGAAGCCGCUGUUCCCUGGCACUUCCACUGUCAACCAGGUCGAGAGGAUCAUGUCUGCGUUGCCGAAACCUUCGCCUGAGGACAUAGCGAUAGUAUGCAGUGGUUACGGCUCAUCCCUGAUCAGGGAGCAAGCGAGCAACACUUCAGGAGGCGCAUCUCUGACGUCACUCCUGUCUUGUGCUCCGAGAGACGCCGCGGACUUGGUCCAAAGACUGCUCGUCUUCAACCCUGCUAAGAGGCUCAGUGCUGAACGGGCUUUGGACCAUGAAUAUGUUGGCAAAUUCCACCGCGAGCGUGAUGAGCCUACCCUGAUGUCAGAUGUCCUUCUGCCUUUGAGGGAUGACAAGCAGAUGUCAGUGGAUGACUACAGGAACAAGCUGUACAGCAUCAUGGCGAAGGGAUCCCAGGCCUAUGCGGGGCAACAUAGGAAAGUGCAUUCUAGUAACAAAACACAUCCUCUACCGACAACCACAAGCAAAAGCAGCAAGAAUUUCCACGAAACGGAAUUAGCCAAGUCUUACUCGAAGACCAAACACUUGAGUUCUUCAGCAGACACCAAGAGUCGCCCAAAAUUACUGAGACCCCAACUAGAUAGGCCUUUGAAGGAGCAGAAAUCUGAACAGAGCGUCGCAAAACCUCUCAGAGCGACGAAAAUCUUUGAACAACGCCACGAAUGGGUGGAAAACACAAAUUGCCAUGGGGACUACUUUCAACCAGUGAUGAGACAAAGUCCUUCAGAAACCGGCUUCAUGAGUGGAGGUAAGAAAACUUUGCAGCAUAGGAGGAAUUCCACCUCAUUUUCGACUGUCACCAUCGGGGGUGAUGCGGACUAUGGGAGCUGUGGCAAGCUAAGACAUGGGGUCAUAACAGCCAGUGCCCUCAUGGACCUAAGGACUAGCAUACGAUAGGUAAGCGAUCUAUCAUAUAGGUUUGCGAAUCUCUUAUAACUUGAUGUGAAUGCUCCAAAAAGUUUGCGGAUGAAAUUUUAACUGAUAUGAUGACGAAUGGUGGUUUUUGAUUUUGAAAAUUUGUGCUUUGGUUUGUUGUGGGAUUUUGGGAAAUUGUGUAUGAGGUUUGUAAGGAAACGGCUAGUUAGCUUGUCGUUUGUGUCUUGUAGUUCGAGAGGUUUUAUUGUCAGCAAGAAACUAAGACCAAAAUUGUUGAUAUUGGAGUGUAUAAGGUUCUACUUUAUAUCUUAACUUAAAUUUGAUAAAUC
This is a messenger RNA of Spodoptera frugiperda (fall armyworm), 2197 nucleotides long. RefSeq names its product mitogen-activated protein kinase 15 (gene Erk7). Gene Ontology annotation, molecular function: ATP binding; MAP kinase activity. The record is from RefSeq and is a predicted model, not a curated record. The transcript is spliced from 8 exons. Bases 252 to 1889 code for a protein of 545 amino acids. Gene Ontology annotation, cellular component: nucleus; cytoplasm. Gene Ontology annotation, biological process: intracellular signal transduction; protein phosphorylation. Lineage: Eukaryota; Metazoa; Arthropoda; Insecta; Lepidoptera; Noctuidae.